UACCCAGUAACCACACGGCCCCACCUAAACCUGCCCGAGCGCUCCCCAGUGAAGUCACUACGAAACCCCAAAAUCACUCCCAUCUGACAUAAGUUGACUGCUCUAUCCGUCUCAGUCUAGAAACUAGAAAGGGGUGCUCUGAGAUCACAAAUAACAAGCAAACAUGGUGAAGGCAGUUGCAGUUCUUAACGGCAUUGAGGGUGUUGGUGGCACCAUUCAAUUCACCCAAGAUGAUAUCCAUGGUCCAACUACAGUUAGUGGAAGUGUAACAGGCCUCAAGCCUGGUCUUCAUGGCUUCCAUAUCCAUGCCCUUGGUGACACAACAAAUGGCUGCUUGUCAACUGGGCCACACUUCAAUCCCUGUGGGAAGGAUCAUGGAGCUCCUGAAGAUGAAAUCCGUCAUGCCGGUGAUCUUGGAAACAUCACAGCUGGAAAUGAUGGUGUUGCUCCCAUUAACAUCAUUGACAGUCAGAUUCCUCUUAUCGGAACUAAUUCUAUCCUUGGAAGAGCCGUAGUUGUUCAUGGUGAUCAUGAUGAUCUUGGGAAAGGUGGUCAUGAGCUCAGCAAAACAACUGGAAAUGCUGGAGCAAGGGUUGCUUGUGGUAUCAUUGGUCUGCAAGCUUAAUGAGUGCAUCCGGGAAAUGUUGUGACAAUAAAAAAUGUUGUGCCUUUCUUUCAACAACACUUGUCUUUGAAAUUGAUUCCUUUUCUUGAUCCACUCUCUUAUGGGCGGUGGUAUGAACUUAAACUCUGUAGUUCUACUGAAACAUCGGACUUUUUUUGUUUGUUAAUCAACACUUGAUAAUAAGUGGGUUUGCUCAGACAACUCAUAGUUUUUUUUAGUCAUCAUGAGAAGCCAAAUGCGAUUUCUAGAAUUGGCGAAUGAGAUUGAUGAACGUUUUGGAUGUUUAUUCUGGUGGUAAAACUAUCAGGUGAUGUAUCUGUUGGUGGACUAUGUUUAAAUUAUUGGGUUAUUGUUUGAAUGAGAGACUAUUGUCUGAAACUUAAAUAUGAAGUGUUGAAUUUGAAAUACCAGGUGAUUGAGGUAGACAUGUUG
Cuscuta europaea is the source of this 1057-nucleotide messenger RNA. NCBI's taxonomy places the organism in Eukaryota, Viridiplantae, Streptophyta, Magnoliopsida, Solanales, Convolvulaceae. The record is from the annotation of a GenBank genome assembly.